Molecule: messenger RNA, 1590 nt
Organism: Onychostruthus taczanowskii (white-rumped snowfinch)
Lineage: Eukaryota; Metazoa; Chordata; Aves; Passeriformes; Passeridae
Gene: TMED3
Product: transmembrane p24 trafficking protein 3
Exons: 3
Coding region: 84-722 (212 amino acids)
Biological process (GO): intracellular protein transport; endoplasmic reticulum to Golgi vesicle-mediated transport; Golgi organization
Cellular component (GO): COPI vesicle coat; COPII-coated ER to Golgi transport vesicle; endoplasmic reticulum-Golgi intermediate compartment
Source: RefSeq, a predicted model, not a curated record
GGUGCGGGGGCGGUGCGGGGCCGACGGGCUGGGCUCGGUGCGGGGCCGGUGGCGGUGCGGAGCCGGUGCCGGUGCGGGUCGCGAUGCCGGGCGCGGUGCGGACGCUGUGCCUGGCCGCGCUGCUGGGCGCGCUGGGGGCCGGCGGCACGGAGCUGACCCUGGAGCUGCCCGACAGCGCCCAGCGCUGCUUCCACCAGGAGCUGGAGAGCGGCGUCAAGUUCACCCUCGACUAUCAGGUGAUCAGCGGAGGACACUAUGAUGUGGACUGCUACGUGGAGGACCCCAACGGCAAGACCAUCUACCAGGAGACCAAGAAGCAGUACGACAGCUUCUCGCACCACACCGAGCUCAAGGGUGUCUACACCUUCUGCUUCAGCAAUGAGUUCUCCACCUUCUCCCACAAAAUUGUCUACUUCGACUUCCAGGUGGGCGACGAGCCGCCCAUCCUGCCCGACAUGAACAACCGCGUCACUGCCCUGACACAGCUGGAAUCCGCCUGUGUCACCAUCCACGAGAUGCUGAAGGCGGUGAUCGACUCGCAGACCCACUACCGGCUGCGGGAGGCGCAGGACCGCAGCCGGGCCGAGGAGCUCAAUGGACGCGUCUCCUACUGGUCAGUGGGGGAAACCCUCAUCCUCUUCGUGGUCAGCAUUGGCCAGGUGAUGCUGCUCAAGAGCUUCUUCACUGAGAAGAGACCCAGCAGCAGUGGAGCUGGCACCUAGAGCUGCUGUGUCUGUGCCUGAGUGGAGCAGGCAGUGGGACAGCCCUGGGGCUGCUCUGUGCCUCCGAUCUGUGCCGUGGGCAGGCGGGGGGUGGGAGCAGGGGGUGACACUGCUGAGCUGGGUGACACAGCCACCCAAGCACAGGCGUCCCCCGGCAUCACCUCCCACUUGCCAUGGCCCGGCCUACCCUGUCCCCUCGCCUGGGCACCCUGUCCCCACUCUCUGGCUGCACUGGGAAGCUGGUGGGAGCAGCACCAGCACGGCACUGGGGCACCCUCGUGACUGGGACGUGACCACACGCUGCCCCUGAAGCCCUGUGCAGCCACCGAGGGCAGGGGCAGCCCACCCGGCACCCACCCAGUGCCCUCAGCCCCAGGAGAGCUGCCCGUGGGCUGGGGGUCUCUGUCUGCACCCCAGCUGUCCUGUGGCGGGCAGGGUGCUCCCAGCAGCGGGGCCACAGCAACAGCAGCAUCCAACGAGGGAAGGCUUUUUGCUGGGUGGUGCUCUGGCUCUGCCAGCUCCUCCCCUCGCAGCAAUUCUCAGGCUGGCAGCAGGUGGUGUGCCCGUACCAGGUGGCAUUUUCAUACUCACACGAGUCCUUGCCUGAGAGUCAGCCCCCUCACACAUUCCCCCCACCCUGUGGACACGCUCCAAGGAAGCCCCAUCCCUGCCCCAGACGCACGGAGGACUCACACACACCUGGGACUGCAGCCCCUCAUUCCCUGGAGCCCCACAAGACCCCUGGAGUGACUGGUGUGCUGGCCCUCCAGCCCUCAAGCAGGUGUGAGACCAUUUUUCAGAGCUGAAGCAACUCCGCUAGACUUUUCCUUUGCCACUUUCAAAUAAAUCCCUGCAAGCAUGGCUGGCA